This is a messenger RNA of Metschnikowia bicuspidata var. bicuspidata NRRL YB-4993, 2059 nucleotides long. Its product is annotated as MFS transporter. NCBI's taxonomy places the organism in Eukaryota, Fungi, Ascomycota, Pichiomycetes, Serinales, Metschnikowiaceae. Gene Ontology annotation, molecular function: transmembrane transporter activity. Gene Ontology annotation, biological process: transmembrane transport. The coding region runs from base 169 to 1959 and encodes 596 amino acids. The transcript has a single exon. The record is from RefSeq and is a predicted model, not a curated record.
CCCAAAGUGCCGAAUCCUCGUCCAUUGGGACCCCCGGAUCUUCCUCGUCAUGGGCCUGCGGUGCGGGCCACUUCCGGCCGUAGGCCCCAGCCGCGCCAUCUCGGCUGUUCGAGAACCGCGCUAACCGACUUGUGCUGAGGCGCCCCAGAAUUCACGCACGCCCGGCAGAUGGGCACACGGCUGGACCGAAUACGAGACGCGUAUAAAUACAACGGGGACACCAACUUUGGGCCGGCCGUUUUUGCGGCAGUGGCCAUGAACAACUCCGACUCGGAAUCCAUACCCAACCUCUCCAGCUCAGACGUGCUGGAGGAAAAGCCCUACGUGCUGGAGGAAAAGCCCUACGCGCCGCAUGCAGGUCUGCAACCGAAUCUCUCCAGGAAGAGCACCAAUGCCGGCGUCCAGCUGCUCAUCAGCAAGCUCGAAGAAGACAACCAUGGGCUCGGGCCCUUGGAGCAGCCGUACGACGUGGAACGCACCUACACGCGGCCCGACCCGAAAUCCACUUUCCACGAAAACGACCCCUGGAAGUACCCGGUGGACGAAGACACCGGGUUGCGGCUCGUGGAGUUUGUUCCGCAGGACCCCGAAAACCCCAAGAACACCAGCAGGGCAAAGAAAUGGCUCUACACGGUCAGCUUGGGCAUGAUCUGCUUCACCGUGGCCCUCGGCUCGGCCAUCGUCACCGGUGACUUGGAGGACCCCGCGGCGUAUUUCGGCGUUUCGGAAGAGGUCAUGAUUCUCUCUGCAGUCACGGUCUUCGUGCUUGGUUUUGGCGUGGGGCCCUUGGUGUUUGCCCCGGCCUCCGAGGAGGUCGGCCGCAAGCCCGUGUACGUGGUGACGUUGGGGCUCGCGGUGAUCUUCAUCAUCCCCUGUGCGGUGGCCCAGAACAUCGGCACCACGUUGAUCUGCCGCUUGAUCGACGGCAUAGCGUUUUCCGCGCCCAUGUGCUUGAUUGGCGGCUCGUUGGCCGAUAUCUGGGACGCCAAGGACAGAGGCCUGGCCAUGGCGGUCUUCUCGGCCGCGCCGUUCUUGGGACCGGUGUGCGGCCCCAUUUUCGGCGGCUUGCUCGGUGACUAUGCGCCCACCUGGAGAUGGAUCUACUGGACGUUUCUCAUCAUCGCAGGCUUCUUCUACGUGGCCUUCAUCCUCAUUGUGCCGGAGACGCACCACAACACGAUCUUGAAGAAACGGUCGAAGAAGCUCCGCAAAGCCACCGGCGACGACAGCUACAAGGCGUUGUGCGAGCUUGUCGAGAGGUCGCGGGCUGAGAUCUUCAAGACCUCCAUGACGCGCCCCUUCUUGCUCCUUAGCGAGAUCAUUGUGUUCUUGGUCACCUUGUACAUGUCCGUGUGCUACGGGUUGCUCUACAUGUUUUUCUUUGCCUACCCGGUCGUGUACAUGGAGGGCAAGGGCUGGUCGGCCUCGGCCACCGGGGUGAUGUUCAUCCCCAUCGGCGUGGGGGUGAUUCUUGCCAGUGCCAUCACGCCCUUCAUCAACAACGACUACAACAAGAGGGCCCAGAAAUACAGAGACCGCGACGAGCUCCCUCCGCCAGAGCUCAGAUUGAUCCCCAUGAUGUUCGGGUGCUGGUUUCUUCCCGCAGGCUUGUUUGCUUUUGCCUGGUCCUCGUACCCCCACGUAUCGUGGGCUGGCCCUUGUUUCUCCGGCUUCGCCGUUGGUUUCGGCUUCCUUUUGCUCUACAACCCAGCUAACAACUACAUCGUGGACUCCUACCAACACUAUGCCGCAUCGGCCUUGGCGGCCAAGACCUUUGUGCGUUCUGUCUUUGGUGCAUGCGUGCCUCUUUUCACCAUUCAAAUGUACCAUAGGUUGGGCUACGAGUGGGCGACCUCCUUGAUGGCUUUCAUUUCGUUGGCAUGCUGCCUCAUUCCGUUCAUGUUUUUCAGGUACGGCUUGAGAAUCAGGAAGUUCUCCAAGUACGCCUACGACGGCUAAGGUUCGGGUAGAGUCUGCGGCGCGAUGGUCGCGGACGGGCUUCAUACAUAUUUAUUUUCCAUCAAGCUUGCUUAUAUAUAAUAAUGAAAUACAGGUAUUC